CCCACCAUUAAACCCAGUUAGUCUCGAUCGCAUUUUAACAUUUUCUCACUGGGAAUGAACCCAUUUGAAUGCCAAGUUACCAGCUCUUUCUCUGUAGAGUCUUCGUCGUCAUCAUCAUUCUCAUCCUCAACACGUGCACCAGGUAGUUCGUCGCAAACCCAUGAAGCAGGAAGCAGCAGCCAGAAGCGCAAAGCUGGGAGGAAGAAGUUCAAGGAGACCCGACACCCAUUGUACAAAGGCGUUCGACAAAGGAACGGCAAGUGGGUGUGCGAACUGCGGCAGCCUCGCAAAAGGAAUCGAAUAUGGCUGGGGACUUUCCCUUGCCCGGACAUGGCUGCUAGGGCAUAUGAUGUAGCUGCUUUGGCUAUUAAGGGAGACUCUGCUUCCCUCAAUUUCCCUGAAUCCGUGAGUCAGUUGCCUCGUGCAGCGUCAUCUUCUAUAGAGGACAUACGAUCUGCAGCUCUAAAAGCUGCUCAAACAUUUGAAGCUACGGAGAAGGAGAAGGAGAAAGAAAGGGAAGACGAAGAUUCAGACCCUUGCAGCCAACUAUUUGUGGAUGAGGAGGCUUUGUUUAAUAUGCCGACUCUACUGGACAGCAUGGCGGAAGGCUUGAUCCUUACGCCGCUGGCACUGAAGAAAGGGUUCAAUUGGAACAGCAUUAAAGACGCGGAAGACUUCACUCUCUGGACUGACUAAUCUCCUACUCCUCCCACUCCCGUUGCAUAAAAAUGGAAAGGAAAAAAGAAAAGAAAAGAAAAAUGUAGAAUUUGGUGGACUCAUUUCUUCACCUCCAGUGAUGACCAAUUGUCUGACAUUUUCCGGCCAUCCAGCUCAU
This is a messenger RNA of Vitis riparia (riverbank grape), 835 nucleotides long. Its product is annotated as dehydration-responsive element-binding protein 1F-like. NCBI's taxonomy places the organism in Eukaryota, Viridiplantae, Streptophyta, Magnoliopsida, Vitales, Vitaceae. Gene Ontology annotation, biological process: regulation of DNA-templated transcription. The transcript has a single exon. The record is from RefSeq and is a predicted model, not a curated record. The coding region runs from base 55 to 696 and encodes 213 amino acids. Gene Ontology annotation, molecular function: DNA binding; DNA-binding transcription factor activity.